Messenger RNA from Portunus trituberculatus (swimming crab), 1237 nucleotides. Its product is annotated as RNA transcription, translation and transport factor protein-like. The coding region runs from base 95 to 1039 and encodes 314 amino acids. Gene Ontology annotation, cellular component: tRNA-splicing ligase complex. NCBI's taxonomy places the organism in Eukaryota, Metazoa, Arthropoda, Malacostraca, Decapoda, Portunidae. Gene Ontology annotation, molecular function: RNA binding. Gene Ontology annotation, biological process: tRNA splicing, via endonucleolytic cleavage and ligation. The transcript is spliced from 6 exons. The record is from RefSeq and is a predicted model, not a curated record.
CACCCACCUGACAUACUGCAGGAGGAGUACCACUCCCACGUCACCAUGUCACAACACUCCAUAACGUAGUAGCUAGGACGUACAUUCCUGCAACAUGACACCCACAACACUCCACGCUGAAAAGACCCGUUGGAGAGGUGACGGCGCGGCCGAGCGACAGCAGACACAGACAGACAGACAGCUGGGCGGCGUGUCAGCAGAGGCUUUGGUGUUACCCUGCCAGUGCCAGGAGGACAAGUUGGUGAAGCCUGCAAGUGUUCCGUGUCAAGUGUGUCCGGACAUCGCUGCAAUAAUGUUCAGAAGGAAGCUAACGGCUCUGGACUACAUGAACCCAGACAACUUCCACGUGAACGAUGAAAAGAGUUUUCGAGACCUUGUGGUGUGGCUUGAGGACCAGAAGAUCCGUCACUACAAGAUUGAAGACCGAGGAGCCUUGAAGGCUGUGGAGGAGAAAGACUGGGCCACAGGGUAUCGCCGUUAUUUGGGCAGUCUCAAUUGUCCUAUCAAUCCCAAUGAGCGUGCGGCUGUCCUAGAUUGGCUGCUUGGACUGGCGGUGCGCUUUGAAUACGGUGACAAUGUGGACACGUAUAAGAGUGAAACAGCAGAGAAUGUUCGGAACCGGCAGAAGUCAGGUCCGAAGAUGGUCAACACCAACCCUCUGGACGCUCUGGACUUUCAGAGUCCAGAGUUUAGAGAUGGAGUUAACAGACUUGCAAGUCAGCUUGGAGUCACUCAACACCCUGACCACUUGGUGACCCUCAAGGCUAUUAGUAAGUUGAUUACAUCUAGACUCUCAGCGGAGGCCAUGCAGAAUCCCGGUGAAGUGAUUCACCAGGGAAAGGCGUACCCUAUUUUUGAAGCUGACUUGGGGUUUGAGACAGGUGACCCUGUGUUAAAUAAUGCUGGGAAAGCUCUGCGUCUCAUGUACAUCCACGACCUGCGUAACCUCCAGACCCACAUCAAUGAGAGCAUAGUGGCUGUGCAGACAAUUACUGCCAAUCCCAAAACUGAUACAAAGUUGGGCAAAGUGGGACGCUAAUCUUCCUUCUGAGAGCUAUGCUGGUGUAGAAACAAGGAUGCUAUGCUGGUGGUGUUCUCUAUGUAAGGAUGAAGGAAACGAGCAGCUUUAAGGAACAUUGUAAGCUGUUUUCCUGUGGCUUGUAUUGUGUUACUGGAACAUCAUUAUACUUGAGUAAAAAUUAUAAUGGCAUAUGAUUAUGAAAAAUUUUGAUAAAAC